Messenger RNA from Hipposideros armiger (great roundleaf bat), 681 nucleotides. Its product is annotated as translation initiation factor IF-2-like. The transcript is spliced from 2 exons. The record is from RefSeq and is a predicted model, not a curated record. The coding region runs from base 1 to 651 and encodes 216 amino acids. NCBI's taxonomy places the organism in Eukaryota, Metazoa, Chordata, Mammalia, Chiroptera, Hipposideridae.
AUGGCGCCGCGUCCGAGCUGUGUGCCUCAGCCCGACGGCCCCGGCGCGCACGGAACCCCGGGACCCUCCCGGCCCGGCCGAGCGGAGGGCGUGGACGCGGCGCCGCCCGCCGCCCCGCCCGCUGUCACCCGCCGUCACCCGCUGCAUCUGGCCGGCGCCCCUCCGCCCGCACCACGCCCUCGGGAGAGCCCACACCCGCGGCGGCGCUCUCCUGCUAGCGCCCCCCACUGGGGAGCCGAGCGCCGAGCUAGCGGACGGGGACCAGGCCGAAGGCGAGACCAGGCGCGCUGCGCCUGCGCACUGGCGCGCCGGGAGCUUUUUCUCGCUUUUCAGUCUCCUCCCGUUUGUACCUGGGAGCGGUUCUGUCCCUUUCUCACUCAGGCGGACUCAGCGGAGCGCGCAGACGCGAUCACUAGAUGCCCGGCGCAAGGAUGUGGCUACAGGACUGCGAGCUGGACCGGGGCGUGGAGCUUGUCCACCGCCCCGGCGACCCCGGCGAGGCCGCGUCCUGUCACCCCAGGUCCCGGAGCCAAGCACAGGGCUGAGGCGCAGGACCACUGCCGGAGAGAACAUCGCUGCGGUUUAUGGAAGAUCAGAAAGUUCGACGCCAUGGCAUCAUCAAUGAGGAUGAGGUGGACCAGGCGAUGCUGACAGGAAUGGAAAUUGCUGCAGUCAUUAUGG